Molecule: messenger RNA, 2152 nt
Organism: Boleophthalmus pectinirostris (great blue-spotted mudskipper)
Lineage: Eukaryota; Metazoa; Chordata; Actinopteri; Gobiiformes; Gobiidae
Product: scavenger receptor cysteine-rich type 1 protein M130-like
Exons: 8
Coding region: 273-1685 (470 amino acids)
Cellular component (GO): membrane
Source: RefSeq, a predicted model, not a curated record
AGGGGUCCUGUGUGCAGGGGUCCUGUGUGCAGGGGUCCUGGCAGAAAUCAACAGCUCAGCAGACUCGGUGCGGUUGGUCUCGGGGUCCGGUCUGUGUUCAGGAUCAGUGCAGAUCUGGGACGGGUCCUGGACCGGGGUCUGUGACGGGGACUUGGACCAGCGGGGGGCAGAGGUGCUGUGCAGGGAGCUGGCUGUGGGCUCCUUCUCUCCUCCAGGGGGCGCUCUCUCCUCUGGGGCAGACGUUCCACUGUGAGGGACAUGAGUCUGCUCUGAUGGACUGUCCCCGCUCCAACUCAAGCACCUGCUCCUCUGGAGCCACUGUCAACCUCACCUGCGCAGAGCCGCUCAGGUUGGUGGGAGGAGCCAGUCGUUGUUCUGGGACUGUGGAGGUGAGAGUCAGAGGAGAGUGGAGACGGAUGGGGCCCUCUGGAGUCGGGGACCAGCAGGUGGCAGCUGCAGUGUGCAGAGACCUGGACUGUGGCUCUGCUGUUUAUGGAGAACACAGAGAUGGUUUUCCACGGAUUCCUGUGUGGGAGGUCAGACGUGACUGUGUGAAGACGUCUCCAGUGAGAGAAUGUGUCUUUGGUUCACGCCUCUCCUCCUCAGAGGGGGUGGGGGUGGUGUGUUCAGACUCGGUGCGGUUGGUCUCGGGGUCCGGUCUGUGUUCAGGAUCAGUGCAGAUCUGGGACGGGUCCUGGACCGGGGUCUGUGACGGGGACUUGGACCAGCGGGGGGCAGAGGUGCUGUGCAGGGAGCUGGGCUGUGGGGCUCCUUCUCUCCUCCAGGGGGCGCUCUCUCCUCUGGGGCAGACGUUCCACUGUGAGGGACAUGAGUCUGCUCUGAUGGACUGUCCCCGCUCCAACUCAAGGACCUGCUCCUCUGGAGCCACUGUCAACCUCACCUGCUCAGAGCCGAUCAGGUUGGUGGGAGGAGUCAGUCGUUGUGCUGGGACGGCAGAGCUGAGACUCAGAGGAGAGUGGAGACGGAUGAGACCCUCUGGACUCUGGAACCAUGAGGCUACAGAUGCAGUGUGCAGAGACCUGGACUGUGGCUUUGCUGUUUAUGGAAAACACAGCGAUAAUUUUCCACGGAUUCCUGUGUGGUGGGUCGUACCUGACUGUGUGAAGAAGUCUCCAGUGAGACGAUGUGUCUAUGGUACAGGCCGCUUCUCCACUCCCGGGGGUGUGGACGUGCUGUGUUCAGACUUCAUCCUGAAUCGUCCAAUCAUCUCCGUGUCUGUGAGUGACGGGGCGUCCGAGCUCCAGCCUCAGGGGGUGCGGGUGCAGCUGGGCUCAAAGUUCAGGGUCAAAUGCUCCGUGGAGCCACAGUACCCGGGAGGCUCCUUCCGGCUCCUCUCUCCCGCCGCGCCCCCCGCUCAGAACCGCACCCUGCCCGCCGUCAAUCACUCCGCCCACUUCCUGUUCUCUGACGCUGACCACGCCCACAAAGGAAACUACACCUGUGUUUACCUCCUGCAGGUGUUCAACCACAACUUCUCCUCUCAGAGCCACACACUCCAGCUCUCUGUGGGAGAGUCAGACUCAGAUCUGAUCAUCAGAGUCGUGGUGAUUCUUCUGUUGAAGCUCCUGUACAUCCUCCCAAUGUACUACUACUACUGCAAGGUCAGGGCCAGAGGCGGCGCUGUAGAGAGGCCCCAGCGGAGACUGAGACGAGUCCAGACCUGAGAUGGUCCAGUUCAAGACCGGAACAUUAACAUCAUUAGCAUCAUUAGCAUCAUUAGCUUCAUUAGCAUCAUUAGCUUCAUUAGCAUAAUUAGCAUCAUUAGCAUCAUUAGCAUGUUUUCUUGUGUUCUUUGGCUGUGGAAUAAUCCCAGUCUCAAUGUGGUUUAUAAAUGUUCAUAUUUUUGUGUUUUUUUCUGUUUGUUUUAAUAAUAUAAUAAUAAUUUGUUUGUAUAAUAAUAAUACAUUUUAUGAAAAAAUGUGUGUGUAGGGAGUAUUAUCUGGUACAUAAGGGUGAGUUGUACAGUUGUAGGGAGUAUUAUCUGGUACAUAAGGGUGAGUUGUUGGGUCCCUCUCUCACAGGACGUCAAUUUCUUGGAGGCUCAUCACGUGUCUGGAAUCUGUGUGUCGUUUGUUCAUUUGUUUUUCAAAAUAAAACUAAAAAUAAUAAAAUAAAACAUAAAAAAAAAUAA